CUUGCGGUCGUUAAAAAUUGUUAAAACAAAUUCCACAUUCAUUUUAUCUAUAAAAUCCCCAAAAGUAAACCAAUGCUUUCAAGAAGCUGGUCCUCUGUUGAUUUCAGUUCGGAGUAGUAGGAAAGUCUAUUAUUGUCUGUCAGAAAAUCCUGAUUUUAGUUUGGAGUAGAAGGAAAAUCUAUUGUUUUCUGUCAGAGAAUCCUGUAGUUAAGAUUUUUUUGAUCUAUACUCUGCAAUUAUCUUCCGCUAUAUUGGAAAGUGCCAUUGACAAUCUCUGAUCCAUUAGUUCUUUAGUCCAUAUUGUACAUAAUAGCUUUGUUAUACUUGGGUGUUCUCCAGUUUGUAAAAAUGAGCACAAAUUGGGGUUUACAGGCCUUCAAUCCCAUCUGUCUUGUUUGAUAUGAUUGCUUUUAGGCUGCCCUGUUAACAAUUCCUUUUACUUAUAGUUUUUUUGUUCUUCAUAAGGGCUUUGGCUUUCUAACUAAGAGAAUUCUUGCUUUUGGGGAGUAUUUUUUCAGGUUUGUUUAGUAGCUCAUGCAUUGAUAAUAAAAUAACCCAUUAGAUUAUCAGAAACCAUUUACAGUUUUCCACAAUCCCAUCUGUUUAGAAGCCAUUAUAAUCUAUUUUAAGAUUCAUUGUUUGUCAUCCAAUCUGCUACUGCCAUUGUAUGAUAUGAUAUGCUGGAUGGAUUCUAUAAAUGAGCCCAUGACUUGAAUCUGAGUCUGCAGAAAGACAAUCUUCGUUUGUUUUAAGACUUCUUGUGCAUCAUUGUUGUAAUUCAAAUCUACAAUGAGGACAGUGGCAAAGUUAGUUGUGCUGCAGUCCACAAUCCAGAGACUACACAAACAUGGCCACCGAUUGUGGGUUCUGGCAUUUAUAUCAUUUCUAACAUUUGUUUCAUUUGCAGCAUUUUUGGUGAAGGAAAUCAACUUUUUUCAAGCAAGGAGUUUUGAAAGCAAGGUUAUCUUCAAUGCUGCAAAGAGAUCAGACAUUCCCAUGGAUGUCAUAGAAGCUCUUGUGCACUAUGCUGGAACCAAUAGUUCUGCCCAAAUGAGCCAGGAAGAGAUUGGGGAAAUAGCACACAGUGUUCUUAAGAAGAGGCCCUGCAAUCUCCUUGUGUUUGGAUUAGGACAUGAAAGCUUUCUGUGGAGAAUCCUCAAUUAUGGAGGAAGAACUGUAUUUUUGGAUGAGAGUGAGAUGUGGGUGAAUGGAUUGGAGGAAAAACAUCCAGAAAUGGAGGUAUAUGAGGUCCAAUAUACAACCAAAGUUAGUGAGUCAGAGCAGCUUCUGGCUUUGGCUAAAGAACAGAUUAAAACAGACUGCCGUCCAGUGCAAAACUUAUUGUUCUCUGAUUGCAAACUCGGCCUCAUUGAUUUGCCAAAUGAUUUGUAUAAAGUGAGUUGGGAUGUGAUUCUUAUUGAUGGUCCCAGGGGCUACUUCCCAGGGGCUCCUGGUAGGAUGUCUGCAAUUUUUACUGCUUCUGUCUUGGGAAGGAGUAAAAAAGAGUUUAAGGCCACAGACAUUUUUGUUCAUGAUUUUAAUAGACAGGUGGAAAAAGUUUAUAGUAAUGAGUUCUUGUGCAGAGAAAAUCAGGUUUCUUCCAUAGGGAAUUUGGCCCAUUAUAGCAUUCAAACAAUGGGUAUGGAUUCAGUCAAUUUUUGCAACCAGAACUCCACUUCAAGGGCUCCAAUGACAUCAAAUUUGCAAUGGAAGAAACUCACCAUGUCUGAAAAGGCCUGACAUGUACAAUAGGAAACUACUUCUUAUGAGAGCUUUGAAGCAGAAAAUGAAUCCAGAAAACUUCAGCUGUAGGUGGUAUAUACAUCAUAAUCCUCAAAUUUUGAUGCUGCUGAGGUUAGAGAAGUAGCUUUCAUGGAUAUUUUCUCAAAGAAUCAUGAAAAUUCUUGCUUUCUAGCUGAUGGUCAUUACUUGAAAGAGUCCUUCAAUGAAUAACUAGUAGGAAUAGAUAUCAACUGUAAAAUUGGGUUCUAUUUAAUGUUGGUUUCCCUUC
Cryptomeria japonica (Japanese cedar) is the source of this 2011-nucleotide messenger RNA. RefSeq names its product protein IRX15-LIKE. The record is from RefSeq and is a predicted model, not a curated record. The transcript has a single exon. Gene Ontology annotation, biological process: xylan biosynthetic process. NCBI's taxonomy places the organism in Eukaryota, Viridiplantae, Streptophyta, Pinopsida, Cupressales, Cupressaceae. The coding region runs from base 790 to 1740 and encodes 316 amino acids.